Erpetoichthys calabaricus (reedfish) is the source of this 1694-nucleotide messenger RNA. RefSeq lists its product as uncharacterized. The transcript is spliced from 3 exons. Bases 200 to 1450 code for a protein of 416 amino acids. The record is from RefSeq and is a predicted model, not a curated record. Lineage: Eukaryota; Metazoa; Chordata; Cladistia; Polypteriformes; Polypteridae.
UUACAAGCGGUUAAACAAAUUAACAGUUCAGAAAACAACUUUACAAGUGGCCCGAAACAAAUUUACAAGCGGCAAAUCAAACGGAAAGGGUAGGUACAACACACAGGAAGUGCUUGUUGCUGACCUUUUGUGUCAUUCAAACUGUUUUGCGAGGUCGAAAAUGAAUAGAGUUUGUAGCGAUUAGCACUGCCGGGCGAAGAUGUUUUGUCCAUUUUGUGGUAACCAUUUUAGCCAGUUAGCUUGCUUUUGUUAUUCUUGUGGGAAAUGUUUAGACUUUCUAAAAGAGGCUCCCCAGAUGGAAGAUGUGAUACGUUGUUGUAUUGGCUAUUUCAAUGAAGGCCACUCCUACAAUGUAAUCGUUGACAUGAUGUCCUUUGUACAUGGUGUAAACAUUAGCUUGCGGUGUCUUAAAACUAAACUUACAGAAGCCGGACUAUAUCGUAGAAAGGAGUAUUCCUCCACAAACGCUGCCAGGAAUGCCAUCAGGUUGGAGCUUCGUGGACCUGGUCAACUUUUUGGCUACCGAACGAUGUGGCAAGUACUCAGGCAAAAGUACAAUUUGCGAGUAAAGAGAGAUGAUGUUAUGGCUUUACUCCGGGAGCUAAAUCCCCGAGGAUGCGAGAAGAGAGCACGCAGAAGGUUUAUAAGAAGAACUUAUCACUCGAUGGGGCCGAAUUAUAUGUGGCAUGCUGAUGGUUACGACAAACUAAAGCCAUUCGGAUUUGCUAUUUCUGGAUGCAUUGAUGGAUUUUCACGUAAAGUACUGUGGCUUGUAAGUGGACCAACAAAUAACAAUCCAUCAGUGAUCGCUCACAAUUUCCUAACUUGUGUGCGACACCUUGGUGUUGUGCCCAUGAGGCUGAGGACCGAUUGCGGCACGGAGAAUGGCAUUAUGGCUGCAAUUCAAUGUACCCUACGUCACCAGCAUGCCGACUACUACUCGGGAGUGUCUAGCCACAUGUAUGGCUCAUCCACGAACAAUCAACGUAUUGAGUCGUGGUGGUCCAUAUUCAGAAAGGGAAGGUCUCAAUUCUGGAUGGAGUUAUUUGCAGACCUCAGAGAUGCAGGACACUUUAAUGGAAGUCGUGAACAUCAGUGCUUGCUAAGAUUUUGCUUCAGUGAUGUCAUACAGAAGGACCUGGAUGAAUGCAGGACUCUGUGGAAUAGUCACCGGAUUCGCCCUUCUACAACCGCAUCAUGUCCUGGAGGAGUGCCUAAUGAACUGUACUAUUUACCACACAGAUUUGGCUCCAGAGACUGUGGAUUUAGGAUUGAAUGUACAGAACUGGAUACUUUCCCCGAAUCAAAUCAGCCAACGCAUUCAUGUGGUGACAUGAACAUGCAGGAGUACUUGGACUUUGUUAUGGAGCACAGUCACCUACAGAAGCCAGAGAACUGGGAGUCUGCAUCAGAACUGUAUAUACAUCUUAAAGAAAUCGCUCAGUUAUAAUUUGUUCUGUGUACUACAGAUCUAAUAAUGCACACAUUAAUGGAAUAGUGUCUCAAGCGUGUGAAGAGUAACUUGUGCUGUCCGUGAAUUUUAAAUUUUACUGGAAAAACUUUCAAAUCUGUCCUAAAUUAUUGUAAAUAAAGUGAAAUGAAAUGAAAUAAACUGGAGUAAAAGUAAGGCAAAAGUAUAAAAUAUUUAUUACACUAUUAUUUAAGUAUCAAAAAUAAAUAUUUAAUUUCAAGUA